Messenger RNA from Lycium barbarum (goji berry), 720 nucleotides. Its product is annotated as protein VACUOLELESS GAMETOPHYTES-like. The transcript is spliced from 2 exons. The record is from RefSeq and is a predicted model, not a curated record. The coding region runs from base 1 to 720 and encodes 239 amino acids. Lineage: Eukaryota; Viridiplantae; Streptophyta; Magnoliopsida; Solanales; Solanaceae.
AUGAAACAUUUCAGCCACCCUCAUGGCUUAGAACUCUCUAAAAUUCAAGAAACAAAUGAGAAAAUCUGCUCAGGCUGUGAGAAUAAACUUUGUGGCACUGCUAAUUACAAAUGCACGAAAUCCAAUUGUGAAUUCAGCCUUCACAAAUCAUGCUUCAAAUUACCAAGAAAAGUACAACACAAUUCCCGUCCUAAUCACCCUGUCACUUUGUAUCCUACUUUACCCGAACGACGACUCUAUUUUGGUUGCAAUGCUUGCGGUGAAGAACCAAAAUUCUUUGUCUAUGAAUGGCUGGAAUGCAACUUUAGUCUCCAUGCUAAAUGGGCUACCUCUUGGGUUGAAAGUGUGACUCGUGAGGAUCAUCAACACUCUCUUGCACUCCAGUAUCAAUGGCCAUUUCCUAUUGACGAUUCUGUGUAUAUCUUUUGCAAGGUGUGCGAUGGACUUUGCAAUGAUAGCAAAUGGCUUUAUUAUUGUGCCGAGUGUAAACUUGGCACGCACUUGAAAUGUGUGACGGUUAAAAUGGAAAAUAGUUCGAGCCUUAAGAACGAAGAAAAAGAAGACGAAGAAGAGGAACAGCUGAAUAAUGAGGAAAGAUUGAUGAUGGCGACGAUUAGGGCUCAAGGACAUCAGGCAAGGCUUAAUUUUCAAGCUCAAAUGGCCUAUCAGAACGCCCAAUUCUUUAACAAUAUGUGGCGUAGUUCUCAUCGUUAUUAUUAA